UGUUUCCAAAAUCCAGUGCGGUGUCUGUUGGAAAGGCGAUUGAAAGGUUAUUGCAUCAUUGACGUUGAGAUGGCAAAACGAGAUCAUUUUGAUGUGCUGAUUGUUUGUCCUCGGGAGUCAGAGCUGCAGGCUGCACGUCACGUGUUUGAACACGAAACAAAGAGCAAGUUUGAAGGAGCUCACACUGAUCUCCCUUACAACCUUCGUUUAUGUCAUGGAUGGAAUGAUUUGCCUUUGAAUGUUGCCAUGGUAGCUCAGGUGGAGUGUGGUGGUUUUGAGAGUAUGAAGCUUGUUGCUGACUUGGCAAAACAUUUUACUGUUGGUUUGAUUGCAAUGACGGGCAUUUGUGCUGGAGAAGAAGACAGAAAGAGAGGAAUAGAGUAUGGGACAGUUGUGGUGGCAAAGAGAACAACAACAGAAUGUGGAGGGUUAGAGAAGGAAGAUGGAACAGUUCAAUCUCGUGCACGUUACGUAGAAGUGAGCAAAAUGCUUGCUCCAGCACUGAAUGAAGUUGUUGAGACAAGAGAAAAUCACAAAUGGUCAUCGUAUGUUCCUGCUAAAUUGUAUUGUGCCAGUCCACGAUAUGUAAAGGAGCUGCUGCUUCAGUGUGUUUUAGACAAUGAAGAAAUCAAGGAGAAGAAGGAUUGUGCAGGCAUUAAGAAAAAGCUUUUUGUAGGCAUCAAAAAGAAAAUGCUUCUUGCAAUUAUAGAAAGUAAACGUUUAGGCCUUACUAGACAUGACGUCAUGGAGGUUUUAGAGAAAAUGGAGAAAGAACAUGAGCCAUUAGUGUAUGCAGAAGGGAAGCUACAGGAAUACAAGUCAACUGAAGCAGGAGAGUUGUAUGCCAAUAAGCAAGUGGAAUUUCUACAAGAAAACAGAAGUUUUACAGUUGUAUCUGGAUCAGUAGGAUCAGUUUUCAUGGACAGUGAGAGACUUGACAUGACAAAAGUGAGACAAAAAAUGGCACAUCACGACAUCAAAGCUAUUGAUAAAGAAGCUCAUUCAUUCAUGGAACAAGCGACAGACAGUUUCAGUCCUGGAUUAGCUGUUGUGAUGAAGGGAAUAUCUGACUACGGAACUGAGAGCAGCAAACUGAUGUAUUACGAAGCUUAUGCUGCUGCCACUCCAGCUGCAUUUCUGAGACAUUUCAUCACUGAAAAGAAGUCUGUGAUCAGUUGUGGGUCAUUGAAGGCUCAGCUGUUUGAUUUGUGUGACAUUGUGGGUGAGAAGUGGCGUGAUUUGGCUGAUCGUCUCAACAUGAGCACAUAUGAUGUUGAGAUGAUAGAACUGGAGAUUCACACAAAGAAGGAACGAGCAUUUAUGAUGCUAUGCAAAUGGCAGUCAAUGGUAGGAGACAAUGCAACUGUAGAGAAGGUAAAAGCUGAACUAAAUGAGAUUGAAGAGCAGAAGAAGGAAGAAGCCAUUGCAAGUAUAGUGUUUCCCAAUGAGCUAAUGGAAGAAAAGCAAUUUUGUGGUCGCAAGAAAGAGUUGACAAUUUUGUCCAACACAAUGUGGGGAGAAAAGGCUCCACAAGUGUCUACGUCAUUGAAAUUCUGCUGUGUGGUGAUCAAAGGAAUGGGCGGAGUGGGGAAAUCAUCUUUGGCAGCCAAAUAUGCAUUUCAAUGUAAACAUCUGUAUAGUGAUGGAGUGCUGUAUUUCAAUGCAGAAUCAUGGGCAACGCUGACAAACUCAGUCAUACACAAUCUCACAGUUUUGUCUUUAAGUUCUCCUUCUGUUUUACGUUCCCACAGUCGAUUUGAUGAGCUAAAGAGCAAUUCAUUACAAGUCAACAAUGCAGUGCUGCUUAACCACAUUUCCAAGCUUCCUAAGAUGUUGCUGGUGUAUGAUGGUGCAGAUGAUCUCUCUUUUCUGCCUAAAAUUCUUCCUCGUUCAACUGCUCGUGUCCAUGUAUUGAUCACAACUCGAUGUGUUGAUUGUUCUGUGUUACAGAAAUCACUAAAUCAUGUCAUCUCUCUUGGUUGUUUGGAAGCGGAAGAUGCCGUGGCAGCCAUAGCCAUGUGGUCUGGUCGUCAACCGUCCAACAGUCAAGAAACAGCAGCAGCCACCAAAUUGUCAGUUGAAGCUCCCAUAGAAAAGCUAGCAAUUGCUCUUGCUCAUGCAGGCACGUAUAUGCGGAAAGCACAUCUAAGUUAUGAGGAAUAUUACAAACUGUUGAAAAGAAAUGAAGUUGAACUUGAGGGUUUGGCAUUGGAUCUUGACAAACUGUUGCAUUACUUUAGAGCAAGUCGUCUACAUGAAGUGCUAAUGGAAGCUGAUGUAACUCAGCCUCCUGAUUUGAAACGGUUGAGUGACAGGAAUAUUGAUGAGUUGGAUAUAAGUGAACGUGACAAAAAUGUUGUAAAAAAUGUGAGAAAUUUUAUGAUGUCUUCUAGUCAUGCUCAUCUGACAUGGCAGAUGGACAUUGAGUUGGUUGCAAGAGAGAAUGCCAAAGCGUUGUCUCUACUUGAAUAUGCAUCAUUUCUGUCUUCAAGAGACAUUCCAGAGAAGCUCGUUCGUCCUCUUGUGUUUGGUGAAUGUGCCAAUUAUGAAUACAGUUUGUGUGUCUCAAGUUUGUCUUCACACAAUUUAGUUGAAUGGCACGAGACAGCAGAAGGUUACACUUUGAAUAUUCAUCCAUUGGUGCAGUCAACAGUGAUGGAACGUGUCAAGCAACAGCCAGAUGAGAUGGAAUGUAAACUAACUGAUGUUUGUAAAAAUAUGCUGUCUCAUCUACCGAACAAGACAAUAUACAUAACUUGUCCUUUACCAUUUCAACUUGCUUCUCACUCGUAUUCAUUGGCUAAGCAUGUAUUGGUAGCUGAUGUAGAAAUACCAACUUGCUUGGAUUUGGUUAGGUGUACGUGUGUUACUUCUCUAUACUUCCAGCCUCCUGACACAGCAUAUUAUUUGUGUAAAAAAUGGUACCACAAAGUGAUGCAGUUUGACAUUUUUCCAGAUGAGGUCCAACGCAAAUGGCUCAUAGAAGCAAGUGUCUUUUUGAGUAUGGCAUGUUUUUGCAUGUUGAAAUUUAAGGAAUCAUUAGAUUUGAGUCUGAAAAGCAAGAAGAUGAUUGAUGAGUUAAAACCAGAUGAGAAGAAAGAAAUAUAUCAAUAUCAUGAACGAGUAUUGGGAAACAUUUGUUAUUGCUAUCACAAGCUAAACAAAUUUGAAGAAGGAAAGUUUUAUCUGAAAGAGUGGAUGUUGGUGAUGAAAACUUCUGGAGAACAACUUGGACGUGAAUUUGCUUUUGUUGAAUGCAAGAUGGCAGACAACUACUUAGAGAGGGGUAAACGAGACAAAGCAAUGAAAUUAUGCCAACAAGUGAUGGAAAAGUUAAAUGAUAUGGAGGAACAUGAUCAGAUCAGAGGUAAAGAAUUUGAAUCAUAA
This is a messenger RNA of Corticium candelabrum, 3387 nucleotides long. RefSeq lists its product as uncharacterized. The record is from RefSeq and is a predicted model, not a curated record. Lineage: Eukaryota; Metazoa; Porifera; Homoscleromorpha; Homosclerophorida; Plakinidae. Gene Ontology annotation, molecular function: protein binding; catalytic activity; ADP binding. The transcript has 9 exons. The coding region runs from base 70 to 3387 and encodes 1105 amino acids. Gene Ontology annotation, biological process: nucleoside metabolic process; signal transduction.